AUGUCAUACCUGUGGAUUCUGCUAUUAGGAAGCCUGUUGGCUGGAAGCGCCAAGGCACAAGAUGAUGUAGCCCCAGAAGAGAACGCAGAAGCUCCUGAGUCUCCGACCUCUGCAUCAGACACAGCACCAGAACCAGAGGCUGAUGAGGGAUCUGACCAUAAAGCAGAGGAAAUACCGCCAACUGUUAAGGAGCCCGAGUCCGCUGCUGAUGCUGAUGCUGAAGCUGAAGCUGUGACUCCUGCAGACGAAGGAGCAGUGACUCCUGCAGAUGCAGACAAAGAACAAGAUACUCCUGCGGAUGCAGACAAAGAACAAGAUACUCCUGCGGAUGCAGACGCAGAACCUGAGACCCCUAAAGAUGGAGGAGUGACUCCUGCAGAUGGAAAUGUAGAACCAAUCAAUGAUUUCUUAAUUAAACAUUCUGAUCCAGUGCCUGCAGCUGAUCCAGAGGUUAAGGAACCAGAGACUGGGGAACCAGCAGAGGAGCAACCUGCCUCAGACACUGAGGCAACACCUGCACAGGAUGAGGAUGGAUCUGAAGGGAACACCAAGCUGGCAGCAGAUCCAACUGUAGCAGAUAAUGUGGAAGAACCAGCUGAUCCAACUGUUGAUGCUAAACCAACAGUUCCAGUUGUUGAGGAAAAAAUAGUACCAGCCAUUGAGAAAGGAGAGGAUGCCCUUGUCCCUACCGUUAAAGUGGACCUGCCUAAGGUGGAUUUAGGAUUUAAUUUGGAAGAUGCUCUCUCUGAAGGGAAUGCAGUGGACAAGAAUGCACGUAAAGGAAAAAGCCUUGGGUCUAAUGCACAAGCUGCUGAGGCCACAGGAGAUGCAGAUAAACCUGAGGCCCAAGACUCAAGCUCUGGCUCCAUAGCAGGCAUCUUGAGUGCGAUUGUUGUGGCUGCAGUGGGAGCAGUCGCUGGAUACUUCACCUAUCAGAAGAAGAAACUGUGCUUCCAAGAUAGACAGGCAGCGGAUCCAGAAGCUGCCCGCAAAGCUGAUGCAGUAGAGGCUCAAUCAGAUCCCCAGGUCCUUAGCAACCUGCUGAACUCCUCCUAGACCAGCAAUGAUCACAUGACUGCCUGGACCAACGCAAAGUGGCAAUCUCACUGUUAGGCUCUAUCUUCUGUAGAGCUGUAAUACUGUGGGCCCUCGAAGUAGGGCUGUGUGUGUGUGUGUGUGUGUGUGUGUGUGUGUGUGUGUGUGUG
This is a messenger RNA of Scomber scombrus (Atlantic mackerel), 1205 nucleotides long. Its product is annotated as CD99 antigen-like protein 2. Bases 1 to 1056 code for a protein of 351 amino acids. Lineage: Eukaryota; Metazoa; Chordata; Actinopteri; Scombriformes; Scombridae. The record is from RefSeq and is a predicted model, not a curated record. The transcript is spliced from 12 exons.